Messenger RNA from Apodemus sylvaticus (European woodmouse), 4940 nucleotides. It is a transcript of the gene Sec31b, whose product is annotated as SEC31 homolog B, COPII coat complex component. Gene Ontology annotation, cellular component: endoplasmic reticulum exit site; COPII vesicle coat. The transcript is spliced from 26 exons. Gene Ontology annotation, biological process: endoplasmic reticulum organization; COPII-coated vesicle cargo loading; intracellular protein transport. The record is from RefSeq and is a predicted model, not a curated record. Lineage: Eukaryota; Metazoa; Chordata; Mammalia; Rodentia; Muridae. Bases 267 to 3752 code for a protein of 1161 amino acids. Gene Ontology annotation, molecular function: protein binding; structural molecule activity.
UCGUGGAGCAAUCACAGGGCAACUGAGGCAGGACCUGCUGGGAAACCUUUGUGCCCUCGGUGAGGAUUAAUGUUGCUGAUGCAGCGGGUCUCCAGCUGUGGCCAGAGCAAAUUGACUUUUGACCCUCGGCAGCCGCCGUCCUCAGUGCGGCGCGCCCUUGGCUGGGACAGGACUGGCUCAGCCCUGUCCCAGGUGACCCCUGACCGGGGCGCUCGGAACAGUGGGCCAGAGGUCACAUAUGUUUUUUGCAACCUACAAGGCAGACCAUGAAGUUGAAGGAACUUGAGAAGCCAGCUGUCCAAGCAUGGAGCUCAGCCAGGCAGUACCCUGUGUAUCUGGCCACAGGAACAUCUGCUCAGCAACUAGAUGCCUCCUUUAGCACAAAUGCCACCCUGGAAAUAUUUGAGGUUGACUUCAGGGAUCCUUCUCUGGACUUGAAACGCAAAGGAAUUCUUUCUGUCUCCAGCAGGUUUCACAAGCUAGUCUGGGGAGGCCUUGGCAGUGGGCUUCCGGAAAACUCUGGGGUUAUUGCUGGUGGAGGAGACAGCGGCGUGCUUACCCUAUACAAUGUGACCCACAUCCUUUCUUCAGGGAAGGAGCCCUUGAUUGCCCAGAAGCAGAAGCACACGGGAGCUGUUAGAGCCUUGGACUUCAAUCCCUUCCAGAGCAAUCUCCUGGCCUCAGGAGCCAGCGAUUCUGAAAUCUUCAUUUGGGAUUUGAACCACCUGACUGUUCCAAUGACACCUGGAUCCAAGUCACAGAGCCCCCCAGAGGACAUUAAAGCGCUGUCUUGGAACCGCCAAGUCCAGCACAUUCUGUCUUCCGCUCACCCCAGCGGCAAGGCAGUUGUGUGGGAUCUCAGGAAGAACGAGCCCAUCAUCAGAGUCAGCGACCACAGCAGCAGGAUGAACUGCUCAGGCCUGGCCUGGAACCCAGACAUAGCCACCCAGUUAGUGCUGUGCUCGGAAGAUGACAGGCUCCCAGUGAUUCAGCUGUGGGACCUGCGCUUUGCCUCCUCACCCCUGAAGGCGCUGGAGAGCCACAGCAGGGGCAUCUUGUCCAUGUCCUGGAACCAGGCUGAUGCUGAACUGCUGCUUAGCACUGCCAAAGACAACCAAAUUUUUUGCUGGAACCUGUCAAGCAGUAAGGUGGUCUACAAGCUCCCCACACGGAGCAGCUGGUGCUUUGACGUUCAGUGGUGUCCUCAGAGCCCUCCCGUGUUCUCUGCUGCCUCCUUCGAUGGCUGGAUUAGUUUGUACUCUGUGAUGGGUAGGAGCUGGGAAGCCCAGCAUAUGAGGCAGGCUGACAAGGUGCCUGAGCAGGUGGCCCAAGCAUCGCUAAUCCCUCCCUUGAAGAAGCCUCCCAAGUGGAUGAGAAGGCCGGCAGGCGGUUCAUUUGCUUUUGGGGGAAAGUUAGUUACUUUUGGCCUUCCCAGCAUCCCUGUCCAGCCAGGGGCACAGCCUUGUCCCCGCCCUGUCUUCAUCAGUCAAGUCAUCACAGAGUCAGAAUUCCUGACUCGGUCAGCUGUGCUACAGGAGGCCUUGGCAUCCGGAAAUCUCCAUAAUUAUUGUCAGAGCAAGAUUCAGAAAGCUUCCCUGUCAUGCGAGAAGAUGCUCUGGCAGUUUCUGAAGGUGACCUUAGAGCACGAUUCCAGGCCGAAAUUCCUCAAGCUGUUAGGUUACAGCAGAGAUGAGCUUCAGAAGAAGGUGGACACAUGCCUGAAGAGUGACUCAAAAUCACAGGAAAGCCCUCAGCUUGAGGCAGUUGACCUCAAAAGUGACAGAGCGCACAGCCCUUGCACCCAGGCCUCCAAACACACUGCCAAGGAAGCCUCUGCAUCCUCAGCCUUCUUCGAUGAGCUGAUACCUCAGAGCAUGACUCCCUGGGAGAUCCCCACCACAGAAGACACUGAUGGACUCCUGAGCCAGGCCCUGCUGCUCGGGGAACUGCGGUGUGCUGUGGAGCUGUGUUUGAAGGAGGAACGCUUUGCUGAUGCCAUCCUCCUGGCUCAGGCCGGAGAUGCAGAGCUGCUCAAGUGGACACAAGAACGCUACCUGGCCAAGAGGAGAACCAGAACCUCCUCGCUUCUAGCCUGUGUUGUAAAGAAGAACUGGAAGGACCUGGUAUAUGCCUGUAGCCUGAAGAACUGGAGAGAGGUGUUGGCCUUGCUGCUGACAUAUUCAGGGCCAGAGAAGUUCCCUGAACUCUGUGACAUGCUGGGAACUCACAUGGAGCAGGAGGGAGGCAGGGCCCUCACCUCUGAAGCCAGACUCUGCUAUGUGUGCUCAGGGAGUGUGGAGCGGCUGGUAGAGAACUGGGCCAAAUUCCAGCAAGCCUCAAGCCCCACGGCUCUGCAGGAGCUAAUGGAGCAGGUGAUGGUCCUCAGGGGGAGCCUGGAGCUCCUUCAGGGUUCUAACAAGAUGAGCCCAGGUCCUGCCACAACACACAGGCUCACCCAGUAUGCCAGUCUCCUGGCGGCCCAGGGCAGCCUGGCCAUUGCCAUGGGCUUCCUACCCAGUGACUGUAUCCAGCCAGCAGUUCAGCAGCUGAGAGACCGUCUCUUCCAUGCCCAAGGUUCUACCGUCCUGGGCCAACAGGCUCCAGCCUUCCCGUUCCCCCGAGUUGCUGUAGGAGCUGCCCUCCCCUCAAAAGAGACAUCCUCAUACAGGAUGGGAUCCCAGCCUCCUGGACAGGUCCCAGCUCCAUCUGUGAGGCUGAGGGCCACAGCUCAGCCGUCACUGGUGAUGCCCUUCAUCUCCCCCCAUCCCAGCCCUUCUCAGGGCUCAUGGACACAGUCAUCAGGUGACUGCCGGGUCCCUGGGCCCCAGGCAACCCUGCCUGUGCAUCUUGUCCCUGGAGUAAGGCCUGCUUCAUCUGGGCCCCAGCCGUCCAGAGGACCAAGUGUUCCAGCCGUAAACCCAGCUGGAUUCUGGGGAGCGUGGCCUCUUCCUGGCCCUGCUCCAGUCAUGGCGUCCCCAGACAUCAUGCAGCCUGGCUCUACCCACCUGCCUGAAACUCCCAGACUCCUCCCUCUGCCCCCUGUGGGACCUCCAGGUCCCCGCCCUCUGAGCUCCCAGCCCUCAGCCUCUCCUGUCACUUUCUCUAUGGCUCACCCUGCUGGGGGCCCAGGAGCACCGUGCACUGGUGCCCUCCCGAGUCCUGCCAUCUUGGCCACUCAUCCAGGAUCCCAGGAUGCCUGGAACAUUGCCUCUCAGGGAAACCUCCAAAAGAAAAAGUUGCCUGAGACAUUUCUGCCUCCAGCCCCAAUUACAGCUCCACUUAGGAGCCUUGGCCCUGAGCCACAACAGGCCCUGCUGCCACAGCCCCUGGUCUCCAGUGAGAGCCUGCCUCCUCCUGGAGCCCCAAGAGAAUGCAGCCUGCAGCAACUCCAGCCACUCUCUCCCGAGAAGAUGAAGAAGGAGCUGCCUCCAGAGCAUCGGUGUGUGAAGGACAGCUUUGAGGCACUCCUUCAGCGCUGUUCCCUGACCGCCACUGACCUAAAAACCAAAAGGAAGCUGGAUGAGGUAGCCCACCGUCUAGAAUGUCUGUAUGAGAAGCUUUGCGAGGGGGCGCUCUCACCCCACGUCCUGGCUGGGCUCCACGAAGUUGCCCGAUGUGUGGAUGCAGGAAGCUUUGAGCAGGGCCUGGCGGUGCAUGCCCAGGUGGCGAGCUGCAGCAGCUUCAGCGAGGUAUCCAGCUUCAUGCCUGUCCUGAAGGCUCUCCUCACCAUCGCACACAAGCUGCAGGGCUAAGUCAGGAGUCUCUUCUCCCAGGAGGCCACCCCUGCUAUUAUUUAAUGUGUGGCAGAAAGGGACGGGGGAGGUAUUCAACAGAGUGUGUAUUUCCCCAGUCUCUUCCCUUGCUGCCAGGUAUGUGAUGCUGGGGCUUGGUCCCACCUCAGCUGAGUGUCUCCAUCUUAUUCCUCUAUGCCUGGCCACCUGGGACUCGCCCUGAGUGUUUUCACCUGAGAGGUGAUGCUCAGAGUUCGAUCUUACUUUCUCUGAUGUAGCAGUCCAGCAGGGUGUGCACCAGAAUGUCUGACACAGGAUAUUCUGUUCAGAUGGCUUCCGAGAGAAUGAACAGCAUUAUUAGUCAGUCUACCUCUGCCAUGACAUCUUAUAGGCCUUCUGUUUUCUCUCUUCUGGAGUUUGAGUCUGACUGUACUUUCUCUCUACCUCUGUCUUCCUAUUUUAAGGUCCAUAUUCUAUUGUGGCCCCAGGGAUUUGGGGAGAAUUGGUUGAUGUUCACUUUUUGAACAAGUCAUGGACAUAAGGUAUUGAACAAAAUCAAGAGAGAAAACUGAACCUUUAAAAAAAUGGAACUUUUUACCAGUGGUGGUGGCACAGGCCUUUAGUUCCAGCACUUGGGAGGCAGAGGCAGGCUGAUCUCUGUGAGUUCCAGGACAGCAAGGGCUACACAAAGAAACCCUGCCUCAAAAAACAAAAAGGGAACUUGUCAUGUAUUAGUGUCUCUCGGGGUGGGCUGUUAGGUGGAGAGUGGAGGGUGACGCGCCUUUGUUCAGACUCUGAAAUCACAGUUCUUACUCACAUGUGGGUCCUGACCCCCUUGGGAGUCAAUGACUGGUUCACAGGGGUCACCCAGGAUGAUUGGAAAACUCAGAUAUUCAUGACAAUAGCAUGAAGUAGCGAAGAAAAUGAUUUUAUGGUUGGGGUCACCACAACAUGAGCUGGUAUGUAUUAAAGGGCUGCAGCAUCAGGAACCUGCUCUAGAGAAUGACCCUGGACACCACCUGGGCUGGAGCCUGGCCCAAGGCCUUAAACUAUCUGUGAUUAUUUUUAGGAAUCAGAACCUAGCUUAGCUUCUCAAGGGUCCAGGGCCCUUCUUCCCCUCAGCUAUCUCGUGUCUGAGCUGCUGCCUCUGGCCAUGGUUACGUGCUGACCUCUUAACCAUGCAAUAAAGUGUAAUGAUCUGUUUCCCAA